GACCCAAGGCAUCCCUUCAUAACCACAUUAUUGCCUACUGGAGACUUCUGCAGAACAGAAGGGAACGGUCAGGAAGCAAAGAUGAUCUCCUUCAAGCAACUGCCUCUUGAAGCAAAGGCUGCAGUGGCUGCAGGAGUGGUUUUCUUCUCCACAAUGAUAUCACGAAGUUAUCUGGCAGAACGACUUGAGCUCAGGACGCGGCGUUGGCUUCUAAGGCUGCAGAUGGCACUAUUUGCUAAUGCGCUCAUGUUGAUAGGAUCUCUUCGUAUUUGGAAAAGCACAGUCACCACGUUCUCCAGAUCUUCAGCUGCCAGCUCCUUCUGUUUCAUGCCGUGGAAAAUAGCUGUAUUCAUGUUUCUAGCUUUGGCUCAUUCGAGUUUCUUUACAUUUCUAUUUCUUGUUGCAGAAGAGCCCUAUUUCUUUUCUUUAGCUGCCUACACUUGCCUGGGGGCUUAUAUCAUUCUUAUCUUCUUCCUCUUCACUUUAGGCUGUGUAGAGCAGGCUUACAAGUUCUUAGCUGGGAGAGGUGCUAAGGCAGGCACUGGCAACAAGAACAGCAGAACAGCAAUGAAACCAGUUUUGGCAGUCAUGCUGACUGUUGUGUUGACUGUUGUUGGGCUAUUAAAUGCUUCCCAGCCUCCCACUGUGAAUUCAGUGGAGAUUCCAGUUCACAAGCUGCCUUCAACAAUGAACAAUCUGAAAGUGGUGUUGCUUUCAGAUAUCCAUCUGGGGCCUACGGUUGGGAAGACCAAGCUUGCCAUGAUUGUGAAAAUGGUUAAGGCUUUGAAACCAGAUAUCACUGUGAUUGUUGGGGACCUAACUGACUCUGAGGCAGAGGUCAUACGACCUGCUGUUGAGCCUCUUGCAGAACUUAACUCCCCUUUGGGGACUUACUUUGUCACAGGAAACCAUGAGUAUUACACAUCAGAUGUUAGCAAUUGGUUUGAGCUGUUAAAAUCAUUUAACAUUCGGCCACUCCAUAAUGAGAAUGUCAAGAUUGUUUCACCAAAGAGCACUGAUGACUGGUUCUGCCUGGCUGGUGUUGAUGAUAUUGAAGCAGAUGUAUUACGCUACUCAGGACAUGGGAUGGAUUUAAAAAAAGCUCUCAAGGACUGUAACAGUGAGCAUGCUAUAGUGCUGUUAGCUCAUCAGCCGAUUGCUGCAAAGUGGGCCCUUCAGGAGAGACCAGACAUAAAUUUAAUUCUCUCUGGCCAUACUCAUGGAGGGCAGAUGUUCCCACUAAAUGCUGGAGCUUAUUUUCUGAAUCCAUUCUUUGUUGGCUUGUACAAAGUUGGACAGAACACCUUUGUCUAUGUCAGCCCGGGGACGAUGUACUUUGGAGUACCCAUGAGGCUGGGCAGCAGAGCUGAAGUAACGGAGAUAAUUCUACGUUCUCCUUGA
This is a messenger RNA of Opisthocomus hoazin, 1401 nucleotides long. Lineage: Eukaryota; Metazoa; Chordata; Aves; Opisthocomiformes; Opisthocomidae. The record is from RefSeq and is a predicted model, not a curated record.